This is a messenger RNA of Scaptodrosophila lebanonensis, 859 nucleotides long. RefSeq lists its product as uncharacterized. Lineage: Eukaryota; Metazoa; Arthropoda; Insecta; Diptera; Drosophilidae. The transcript has a single exon. The record is from RefSeq and is a predicted model, not a curated record. The coding region runs from base 14 to 859 and encodes 281 amino acids.
UAUCGAAACUAAUAUGCAUAGCCGGAAAGUUUCGCUCAUAUUUCUUGUAUUCCUGCUAGCGAUUUCUCAACUGGAAGGCUUCAACUACAAAGCACCUCGUGCAAAGGGCUACGACGAUCAGUGCAUAGCCAAUUUAUACGGAGACAGCAGCAGCUCUGGUGGUUCCGGUGGUUCUGGUGGAGCAGGUGCCGGUUGCGAAGGUUCUGAUAAGAAAUCAUGCGGCAGUACGUUGGGCAAGGGCGAUCCAAAAGCAAAAGCCUCAAAUAUUGCCCAGAAAGCGGCGCAGGAGGCCAAGGCGGCUAGCGAUGCACAAAUGGCCGCUGCCGAAGCCGCCGCCACACAAGUCAAAACGGAGCUGGCCGAGAAGGCGGCACAAUCCGCACGUGCCGCAGAGGCAGCACUGGCGGGUAAGCAACAAAUUGUGGAGCAACUGCAACAGGAAAUGACCGAAGCGGAUGCCGUGGUCACCGAGGUCACUGCCUCAUUGCAGAACACACAAGCCAAUGCCAACGCUGCCUCACAGGCCGCCCAAGAAGCCCAAAAUCAACUGAAUCAGUUAAAGCGAUUGGUAGCCGCCUGCACCGCCAAUCUGGGCAACAUCGAGAACGUCGCGAAUGGCGCCCAACAGGAAUUGGCCGAGAAGACACAACUUCUCGAAGCGGCCAAAAAUCGAGUGGAUGGUCUUUCACGCCAGCUCGUGGAUGCCCGCCAGGACUUUGAGAAAACCAAACAGGCGGCCUACAAGGCUGCUUGUGCAGCCGUCGAGGCCAAGCAGAAGGCCAGCAGGUCACGUCGAAUGGCCUAUUUCAGGCGAUAUUUCAGAAAACCUCCGAAAUUUGCGAGCGGUGCCAAGUUCUAA